GUAGGCUGAUGGAUUUGAUGGCUGAUGAAAGUUGCGAUUCGGUACUUUAAAAACAUACCUCAAAUUCGCAUCGUAUGCGGCGGAAUUGUUUGUUCUCAUGGUCAAAAAUGUAAUUACCUAAUUAAUCAGGUGUUAUACUCAGUUUCAGUCAUUUACAGCAUCCUGUGAGAUUUAUAAUGAUAUAAGUGUCGGAGCAGCACUAACAAGGAAAUGUCUGCAUCUCUCUGCUGUUUGCUGUCUAUCGGGCUCCUCGUGAUUGUUUCUGCAGACCAGAAAUCCGUCACAGCUGAGUCUGGACAGAACGUCACUCUGAUAUGUCGAGCUCCAAACAACAAAAAGAUCAUAACUGUAGAGUGGCAAAGACCUGAUCUACAUCCAAAAUAUGUCCUUUUAUUUCGGAAUAGACACAUUGAUCCAGAAAACCAGCAUCCAUCUUUUGUGAACCGGGUGGAUCUGCAGGACAAACAGAUGAAGGACGGAGACGUGUCUUUGAUUCUGAAGAAUGUGACGAGUGUUGACACUGGAACAUACGAGUGUCGUGUCUUCCUGGAAGAAACACGCUCCUUGCAGUCGAUAACAAACAUCAACCUUCAUGUUGUUGUUCCUCCAGGUCAGACAGGAGGAGCUGUUGGACUGAAAGUCGACCUAGCAGUUUUAGGUCUGCUUUUUGGUGUUGCUUUUGAAUUUUAGAGAAUGACAGAGACAGGUUUGAGACCUCUCAGAACUUUUUCCACUUGAACUUUGCUCAUGAAUUGAUGAUGAACACCAAACACGCCCAGAGUUUGGUUUGAUUUUACAUUUCUUUCAUUAUUAUCAAACCUGUUCAGACUGUGUUAAUGUGUCUCCGUGCUGCAGAGUCUCUAUCAGAGACUCUGUGAACUACAGUGUUUCUUCAUCUACACUGUUUUCAUGGACUUUCUUUACAAUAAGAAAAAAAAUGUUUGUAAUAGCUUCAUGAAUUCUGUGUAUUGAAUGAUACAGUAUUAGGAAAAUGACUUUGUAUUAGCUUGUAGGGCAUCGGUUCAUGAGCGUCUGCACUGUUGUUGUCUUAAUAAUGUUCUUUAUACAACCCGAAUUCCAAAAAACUUGAGACAUUUAAUAAUUUUGAACAACAUGAAAACUAAAAAAAACUUUCAAUACAGCCAAUAUUUUAUUCGCAACAGAACAUGAAUAAGAUAACAAACGUUUAACAUGAGAGAUUUUUUAAGAUUUAAUGCACAAAAUGAGCUCAUUUCUAACUU
This is a messenger RNA of Oreochromis niloticus (Nile tilapia), 1241 nucleotides long. RefSeq names its product selection and upkeep of intraepithelial T-cells protein 7-like. Lineage: Eukaryota; Metazoa; Chordata; Actinopteri; Cichliformes; Cichlidae. The coding region runs from base 211 to 690 and encodes 159 amino acids. The record is from RefSeq and is a predicted model, not a curated record. Gene Ontology annotation, cellular component: external side of plasma membrane. The transcript has 3 exons. Gene Ontology annotation, biological process: cell surface receptor signaling pathway; immune response; cellular response to lipopolysaccharide.